UGUCAGCAGUCUAUUACCAGUACCUAAUGAUCCACUAUUUAUUCAUAGUGUAUCAAAAUCUCUCCUAGUUACGAGAGUAGUGACAUUAGAACGAGAGAUUUCAGUAGAAAAACUGAGAGUGAGAGUUUGGAUCAAAGAUUCAGCGGAAAUCCCAACUUUCUUCCUGCAUAUAUAUAUCUGCUUGCAUGAAACAUAUCAGAACCUUUAUCUUCAAUGGAAACAGAAGGGCUUGAAACUGUACAUACCGGCCUUGGAGGCAAUGCUGUUGUGCCUGAGGGUGGAAGUUUUUUGGAACCACCCUCGAUUGCCAAGGUUUCAGGAGAAGAAAUCUUCAGAAAACAGAUCGAUCAAGUACCAUGCCUGGUAGAAAAGAAUGAGAGACGGGCGCACGAAGAUGAGGGUUUUGACACUACAGAAGAGGGGGAAACUAAGGAGAUUGCGGAAAAGGAAAAACAAGUUGAUGAUGUUACUGGAACCAUUUUACAGAUGGAUAAGAUUGAAGGACCAUGCGUAAACAUUGAAGAAGAGGAGAAAAUAGUCAAACAUGUUGAAGCAAUGGAAGAUGGGGAGGCUGAAGUUGAAGGUAAACCAAAGAGUAUCGAGAAGGAAAUUGGCGGCCCAGAGAAAUAUGAGGAAGGAGAAAUGAAGAUAGAAGAGAGUGUUGAACUUGAAACUAGCAAUGAAGUGAGCUCAUUUGAGCCAGGCUUCAGUCAGGGAAAAGAAGCUCUGAGUCAAACCGCUGAUGCGGCAGUCAACAACCUGGACAAUCCUGAAACAGUCAAAGAAGUUUGCCAGGAGAAAGAAAUCAAAGACAGUGGCACGGGUGAUGGAACUAUAAAUGAACAGCGGAUAGAAGAAGAAAGAAAAGGAGAGAAAUCAGGGAGUUGCUCUAGUUUCUUGGAUGACAAGGGUACUGAUGUGGUCAAAGCCAUUGAAAAGACAGAAAAUGAGAAAGAGGGCACCACAUGCGAUACAAUUGGAGGGGGAACCUAUAUAGUAGAAGCAGGCAUAGACAUUCAGAAUGAAAAAGAAACAACUCCUGGAACUGGACAAGGUAUGCAGGACAAACGGAAUACAGAAGACAUCGCGACUGUCACUCAUAAAACACAAGAGACAGAAGAAAUGUACUCUCAGCAAGUAGACAAGCCUGACGAAUGCAUGGUCUCAGAAUCUGAAUCAGAGGAAAUUGUCAAUAAGAGUCCACAAGGAGAAGGUCAAAAUCUUAUCCUUGAGAAAACAGCUGAAGUUGACAGCAGUGAAGGUGAAAAUAUUAAGGAUGGGAUGAAUCCUGAACAAAAGCCUGAUGGUUUGUUUGUGAAACAUGAGGAGAACAAGCAAAGCAUACAUCAGGAUCUGGCUAUGACAGAAGAAUCAACAGAGGAAAACAGAGACAUGGAGACUCCUACUGUGAUAGCAGCUGAAAACAACACAAGUGAUGCGGUACCUAUUACCAUUACUACUGCUCAUGAUCAUUCUGUGAUAGAAGAUGACAAAAUCAUGGAUGUAGUAGCCAAUAUUGUUCCAGAGCAUAGCAAAGAGGAGAUGUCUAAGUACGAGGAUAAGAUCAAGGAAACUUUUGCACAGCAAGAUGAAGCAGUAAAUGAGAAGAUUGAAAAUUCCUUGGCAUUGAUAUCUGGGGAGAUAGAUACAGCGACUUCAAGUGAAUGCUCUGAAGCAAUUGCAUCUGCUAAAGAGGAGACACCCAUCAAAAUCCCAGGAGAAAGCUUUGAGGAUAAGAAGGAAGAGAAACCAAUUGAUGCCGAUGCUGUCGUAGACAGUGGGCUUCCAAUAGAAAAGAGUCUUCUACCAACGGACUUGAAUGAGAAGAUUGAAGACGCAGGACUUGAGCUUCAAUACAAGAAUUCCAGUGAGUUGCACUUAAGUCAUUCGUUGGAACAAGAAACAAUACCAGUACAAGACGAAAAACAGCCAAAACUCUCUGAUUUUGAACCUCAAGAACAAGAUCAUGAAGAAAAUGGACCAUCUAAAGAGUUGGAAAAACAUGCUGAAGAUGCCUCUGAAGCAUGUGAAAGCAUGCAGAACACCAGUUUAGAGAAUCCGUCUGCCGAAGGGGCAAUGACAACAGAAGUGAACGCAAAAGCAAAUGAAAUGGCUGUUGAGAAGGAGGAAAAGAUCCAUGAAUUGGAAUCCGAGGAAAAGUUAGCGAUCGAUGAUGCUGGGACUAACUUGGAAGAGGAGAUGCAAAAGAAGGAAGAAGCCCAUGAUGAACAGGCAUAUCAAAUGGCAACAAGUGAUAAAAUUGAAGAAGUAACCUCAGAUGAAGUUUGCAGUAGAGAAUUUGUUGACAAAAACGUAGAGCGCAGUGUUCAAGCAGCAGCUUUUCAGGAGGCAGAAACACCAUCAAAAAACGGAGUUGGAGAGAAUUACGAAAUGAGUAGCAUAGUAAACGAAGAGGUGAUUGAUGAACCUAAUAUCACAGACAUUGGAGAGGUCAUUGAUGAAGAGAAAAUUAAAGAUGAUGCAACACACCUUUCAUCAGAACUAGUCUUUGAUGAAAAGUUAGUUGAGAGCUCCCAAGACAAUGAAACAGAGGCAGAGAUGUCAAAAGGAGAUGGCGUUGAAGAACAGAUGAUGAAAGACGACAAUGCUAAGGUCAUCUUACAAGAAUCUAUUCAAGAAGCCUCGGUUAAUGACUUCCAAAAUGAUUUGAAGAAUGCUGAAAAGUCCAGCAGAGAGAUGUCUGAAGUGUCCGAGGCGGAAGAAAAGGAUGAGACAAACAAUAAUGAUGAAAGCCCCGACUUAACUCUACAGGCUUCACUACUAAAAGAACGGGAAAGUUUGCAAACUGAAAAUCUUACUGCAGAAGCAGAGGAAAAAGAUGAAGACGGAUCUUCUAUCAGAAAGGAUGAAGAUGAAAACAAUGAUGAUGGGCUAAAAGAGGUUAAGGAGUGUAGUGAGAAAGAGACAUUGAAAGGUGAAGAAGAUGUAGAACAAAUAUCGCCAAUGAAAGAGCCAGGAGAAAAUCUUGAAAGUUCAGCUAGCAUGAUAUCUGCAGAAACCGAGGAAGUUGAUUUGAAUAAAACGACUCAGAAAACUGAGGAAGAGAUGGAUGAGGGUAUUGAAGGCGUCAAAAAGGAGGCAGAAACUCGAAAAGAAGAUGGCGAGGAACAGGUCAUUGAUGAGAACGACGCUAAAAGCAUCCCAGUAGAAUCUAUCAAGGAAGUUACAAUUAGCGAACUGCCGAAUGAUGAAAAUAAUGCCGAGGAGUUCAAAAGAGAGAUUUCUGAGGAAUCUGUGGCAGCUGGAACAAAUGAGAGUAUUGCAGAUGCGACGUAUCAGAAUGAUGGAACAACCCCCAAUGCAGCUCUUGAAACUUCGACAGCGAAAGAGACAUUGAAAGAUGAAGAAGAUGUAGAACAAAUAUCGCCAAUGAAUGAACCAGGAGAAAAUCUUGAAAGUUCAGCUAGCAUGAUAUCUGCGGAAACCGAGGAAGUUGAUUUGAAUAAAACGACUCAGAAAACUGAGGAAGAGAUGGAUGAGGGUGUUGAAGGCGUCAAAAAGGAGGCAGAAACUGGAAAAGAAGAUGGCGAGGAACAGGUCAUUGAUGAGAACGACGCUAAAAGCAUCCCAGUAGAAUCUAUCAAGGAAGUUACAAUUAGCGAACUGCCGAAUGAUGAAAAUAAUGCCGAGGAGUUCAAAAGAGAGAUUUCUGAGGAAUCUGUGGCAGCUGGAACAAAUGAGAUUAUUCCAGAUGAGACGUAUCAGAAUGAUGGAACAACCCCCAAUGCAGCUCUUGAAACUUCGACAGCGAAAGAGACAUUGAAAGAUGAAGAAGAUGUAGAACAAAUAUUGUCAAUGAAUGAGCCAGGAGAAAAUAUUGAAAGUUCAGCUAGCAUGAUAUCUGCAGAAACCGAGGAAGUUGAUUUGAAUAAAACGACUCAGAAAACUGCGGAAGAGAUGGAUGAGGGUGUUGAGGGAGUCAGAAAGGAGGCAGAAACUGGAAAAGAAGAUGGCGAGGAACAGGUCAUUGAUGAGAACGACGCUAAAAGCAUCCCAGUAGAAUCUAUCAAGGAAGUUCCAGUUAGCAAACUGCUGAAUGAUGAAAAUAAUGCUGAGGAGUUCAAAAGAGAGAUUUCUGAGGAAUCUGUGGCAGCUGGAACAAAUGAGAUUAUUACAGAUGCGACGUAUCAGAAUGAUGGAACAACCCCCAAUGCAGCUCUCGAAACUUCGACAGCGAAGGAGACAUUGAAAGAUGAAGAAGAUGUAGAACAAAUAUCGUCAAUGAAUGAGCCAGGAGAAAAUAUUGAAAGUUCAGCUAGCAUGAUAUCUGCGGAAACCGAGGAAGUUGCUUUGAAUAAAACGACUCAGAAAACUGAGGAAGAGAUGGAUGAGGGUGUUGAAGGCGUCAGAAAGGAGGCAGAAACUGGAAAAGAAGAUGGCGAGGAACAGGUCAUUGAUGAGAGCGAUGCUAAAAGCAUCCCAGUAGAAUCUAUCAAGGAAGUUCCAGUUAGCAAACUGCUGAAUGAUGAAAAUAAUGUUGAGGAGUUCAAAAGAGAGAUUUCUGAGGAAUCUUUGGCAACUGGAACAAAUGAGAGUAUUAUAGAUGCAACGUAUCGGAAUGAUGGAAGCCCCGACGCAGCCCUUGAAACUUCAACAGUGAAACAAGUGGAAAUUGUGCAGGGUGAGGGUAAGGACACAAUUCCAGCAGAAGCUUCGCCAGAAGAGGAGGAAGAACAUGAUCGGGCUAGAGGGUUUAAAAGGGUUGGAGAUAAUUCCAGAGAAAUCAAGCUGGAGGAGGAUCUAGAGAAGAGUGACGAGGAAACAUCCAAAAAAAUUGAUGAAACAAAUACGAAUGAUGAAGACUGCAGCUCAAGUCUUACCAUUUCCGUGGAUAAAAUAGAUGAAAGUUUCGAGGGUGAGGAUAAGAACAUCACUACAGCUAAGGCUUCAACACAUGAUGAAAAAGAAGAGCAUGGAUCUUUGGACAGAGCAGACGAUGGAAAUGAUAGCAAUCCUGACCUAACUGUGACUAACCUGGACAGCGCAAGGGAAGCAUCGAAGGUCCAAGAAGAUUCUGAACAAGAAUUGCAGAGAAUUGAACCAGGAGAACCUGAAGAGCCAUCAACUGUAAUGGCUGCUGAAACUGAGGCAGGCACUUUGAGUGACAAGAUUGAUGAUGUUACAAGCCAGGAAGAAGUCGUCACAGUCCCAAACAUUGAAGAAACCGUAGAGAAAGAAAAGAAAGAAGAGCAUGGAUCUUUGGACAAAGCAGGUGAAGGUAAUGAUAGCAAUCCUGACCUAAUUGUUACUAACCAUGACAGCGCAAGGGAAGCAUUGAAGGUCCAAGAAGAUUCUGAACAAGAAUUGCAAAGAAUUGAACCAGGAGAACCUGAAGAGUCAUCAAUUGUUAUGGCUGCUGAAACUGAGGCAGGCACUUUGAGUGACAAGAUUGAUGAUGUUACAAGGCUGGAAGAAGUUGUCACAGUCCCAAACAUUGAAGAAACCGUAGAGAAAGAAAAGAAGGAAGAGCAUGGACCUUUAGACAGAGCAGAUGACGAAAAUGAUAGCAAUCCUGACCUAACUGUGACUAACCAGGACAGCGCAAGGGAAGCAUCCAAGGUCCAGGAAGAUUCUGAACAAGAAUUGCAGAGAAUUGAACCAGGAGAACCUGAAGAGUCAUUAACUGUUAUGGCUGCUGAAACUGAGGUGGGCACUUUGAGUGACAAGAUUGAUGAUGUUACGAGCCAGGAAGAAGCGGUCAACAUCCAAAACAUUGCAGAAACCGUAGAGAAAGAAAAGAAAAAAGAGCAUGGACCUUUGGACAGAGCAGAUGAUGGAAACGAUAGCAAUCCUGACCUAACUGUGACUAACCUGGACAGCGCAAGGGUAGCAUCGAAGGUCCAAGAAGAUUCUAAACAAGAACUGCAGAGAAUUGAACCAGGAGAACCUGAAGAGUCAUCAACUGUUAUGGCUGCUGAAACUGAGGCGGACACUUUGAGUGACAAGAUUGAUGAUAUUACAAGCCAGGAAGAAGUUGUCACCAACCAAAACAUUGAAGAAACCAUUGAGAAAGAAAAGAAAGAAGGAAGUGAAGAUAUAGAUGUGACCCAAGUUAAAAGAGCUGUAAUGGAGGAGGAUCUCAAAUUAGUUGCAGAAGCAUCUGAUGCAAACAAAAGCGUGGAGAAUGAUGCGGAGGAUGAAAAUAUUAUAUCAGGUGGAAAAGAAGUUGAAACAGUCGGAAAGAAAUUUGAAUUGGACUCCAUACAGAAGCUGGAGGUUGAAGAGAAGAGGGAGAAUACAGAAGAGGAAACAAAGAAUGAAGACGUCAAAGAGGUAUGUGGAGAUACCAAGCUUGGCAGCUUGAGUGUGGAUGCUGAAAAACACGUCACAACUGAAGAACACGCCAAUACAGAUAUCUCACCACAAACCACUGGAGAAAAAACAGCUGAGGAAAAAGCAAAAACUGUAAAGGAGAUGGAAGAAUCAGUGAUAACCAGUGUAGAUGAGGACGCUGAGAAAAAGGUUCCAGAGGAGGAAAGUGCUAUUAAUGACCAGUCUAGGAUUAUAUACAAAGGUGACGAAUCAGGAAUGUUGGUAGAACAAGAGGUACAUGAGAUUAUUCAAACAGCUGAGUAUGGGGAUAUUGGAAAACAAGGUAGUGUUAUUAAGGACAGCUAUGAGUUACCUCUAAGCAGCACAAAUGAAGAGAAUCCUCUACACAAGGAAACAGAAGAUGAAAGUGAUAAAGUAAAGCCAUACGAAGAGGUUAAGGACUCAAAAUCUGAAUUCACUGAACCGUUUGAAGCCAGAGGUUCAGUGGACAGGCAAGAAUUUGAGACCUUAAGGGGCAAACAAGGACCAAAUAGUGACAUCUACCUUGUAAAAGCAUCUGAAGGAGUUUCAGAAAAAGAAAGCAAUAAAGGCCCCAUUGAAAUCUCCUACUUAGAGUCUGAGAGUAAAGGAGAAAUCUUGGAAGAAGUUCAGCCUGAUGUUAAUGAUUCUAGCUCAGAACUUACAACAGGAAUUACAAGAGAAACGAGCUUUAAGGAAGCUGAACCAGAAGAUAGAAGGCAAAUAGAGAGUUUCGAACCAGCUCCUCAAGAGAAGGGACCAGUGACAGAGAGCACGGAAAGAACUACACUGGAAAGUGUGGAUAUUGAUGCCAAACCAGAGGAUUCCAACUUUAUUGAGAAUGAGGACCAUGGGAUUCCAGCAGCCAGUGAAGCAGAAGAGCUAGAGAAUGAAAUGCAUGAGGAAACUCCAAUAACAGGAAGCGAAGAUUACAAAGAGGAGACCACUAAUGAGACAUCUCAAGGUGAUGUUUUAGAUGAUAAGCAGGUGGAAUGCUCUACAAUGCUACCUAAAGAACCUGAGCUCAUGACCAAUGAAGGAAACAAGGCAACAGAUGAGAAUUCAACAACAUAUGAAAACAUAGAAACUCCCCAGAAUCCACAGGAAAUAGAAAUCAUUUUAAAGGAAGAUAUGCCCAUCAAUGCAAGAGAUGCCUCUAAAUCAGUGGAUCCUAGAAUAGAAAGUAUAAAGGAAGAAGUUGGGUCUUACCAAUUCGACAGUCUGAACGAGCAUCAUGAGCUAGACAAUGAAAAACAAGAAGGCGUAGACAUCUCAAAAUCAUCAGAAGUAAGAGACCUAGCCAAUCAGGGAGAGAUUUGCAAGCUGAUGAAUUUGGAAGAUGAGUAUUCAACAAAUGAAGGAGAUGAGGCAUUAAAGUGUAUUGAAGCAACCAGUGCAGAAAGAAAAGAGGCUAUCCUGGAAGAAGAUAACUCUACUAAGAAAUAUGAAGAUAGCUUAGCAGAUAAUGUUGAAGCAAACAAAGCAGCAUUUGAGCUCGAAGAAGGAACCAACAACCAAGAGCAGGCUAUUGGCACCAAAGACUAUGGAGUUCUAGCAGAAGAGAAUUUUGAAGUAUCUGAAUCUGGUAAGAAGCUUGAAGGUGUCUCUGAAUCUGAGACUGGAGAUCAAAGCAGCCAAAAGAUCCCUGAGACAGAUCCAGGUAAAGUUGAGAACAUUACUGAAAUUCAGAAUAAGAGUUUGAAAUCUGUAGAACAAAGUUCCCUAGAAUCCCAAGAAGUUCGAGAGGAGACAGGUGAGAAAACAGAGCCGAGAUUUGAGACUGAAGGUGAUGUCAAGGAAACACAAAACACAGAUGAGACUGUAAAGGAUGUCUUGUUAACUGAAGAGGUACACGAAAAAGUUGACAAAGCUGGUAAUGAAACUCUCAAAUGCACGGAAAAGGAUGUAAAUGACACCCUGGAACCUGGUGCUAAAUCCACUGAAGAUGAAAGGGUUCAUGAGGUAAAAGAAUCCAGCCUUAUAGCUGAGGAAUGCCAUGAAGCAACAGAGUCUAAUGAACAAGCAGCAAUUAUGAACUCAGACUUUCAAGAGACACCAACCAUGGAGGAGAUGUCACUUGGAAAAGCAAUAAAUGAUGAAGAUAAUGGGAUGACUGCUGUUCUCUCUACCACCAAACCAGCUGAAGAGUCAAAUGAAAUGAUAAAGAUUAUAAAGGAAGAAGAUAGUUGUUGUGACAAGAUCAAGGCAACAACUAUGGUAGAGAUAACAAAGACUAGCUUGGAAGAAGCUCAGCUGGAUGAAAAGCCGGUACAAGUAUCUAAUAUUACCUCAAAUGAUGGCGUUUCUCUUGAAAUUGAAGCUGAAGCAUGCCAACAAGAAAAAAUCAAAGAUAACAUGGGACUUGAGUUACCCUCAAACUUGGCAUCUCCAAUUCCAAUUGAUGAUCACGAUAACAUAAUGAGGGAGCAGGUAGUCAAAGAAAGCGCAGAUGCAGAUGAUGUUCAAGAAAAUGAAAGAGCUUCUGAUGUAGCGUAUGAAUCCAAAGAUCAUGGUACUGAAGAGCUGUUCACAAGCAAAAUUAAAGAGGAAAAUGAGAAAUCCUCAGAAAUAGUUGAAUCUCUAGGUGUUGAAGCAGCAGCAAAUGAAAUUGCUAUUGACCAGAAUCCCCCAGAAGUUGUAUCAAAAGAAGAGCAAGGAAUUUCAGCAACAACUGAAAGAAGGGAAGAAAAUAUGAAGGAUGUGGAGUUGCUGGAAGAUGAUUUGAGAAACACAGAAGAGGUGCCCUUGCAAAAGGAUGAUUGUAGGGAACGUGACAUCUCUCAAUUAGAGCUUCAAUCCAAUAAAGAUAUACAGAAUCAGAGUCCAAAGGAGGUACUACAAGAAGAAUGUGAAACUCCUGAUGAAACUAAAGAAGAAAUCAAGGAAGGUUCAAAAUUAGUAUCCAUUACUAAUUCUCAAGGUUUUGAAGCACUAAAAGAAGAUGAGAGUACUUCAGGUCAGAUUGUCCCGCAAGAGAAAUUAAAAGAGCAAAAUCAGAUGCUGGCAGCGGCAUUACUUUCUAAGGAAAAGGAUUGUGGGAAUGAAAUGAUUAUUGAGAACAUUGAAGAGUGUGUGCAAGUGGAAAUACCAACCGAUCCACAAAAUUAUUCUCCAACAAAGAUAAAAGAAGAUACAUGCUUGCAUAAAGAAGAGACCAACAAGCUUGAAGUCUCAGGAUUUGGGGUUGAACUCAACACAGGCAUGCAGAAUGAUAGAGUGAAUGAAAUCCAAGUAGAAGAAAGUAAGAGCCCGGAUGAUGCCUCAAAAUUACAGACACCAGAAUAUGAAACAAGCAAAGAAGCUUUUGAAUCUAUGUCAGAAGCUCAUGGCCACAAAGGCUUCACUGCAUCAGAAGAAACUGAAAUCGAAGAAAAGCAUCUAGAGGUAGCAAUAACUGAUUUGGCAGCAGAAGAGGAUCGGAGUGAGAAAAUAAUUGAUGCAGCUGAAAUCAUACAUGAUGAGGUAAUAGAAGAAGGAACAUUUGAAAGAACCUCCAAUCUCAAGCCUGAGUUAAGCAAAGAAGCAUUCAAAUCUAUUUCAGAAGUGCAUGGACAUGAAGCUCUCGCUGAAUCAGAAGUUACUGAAAUCAAAGAAAAGCAUCCUGAGGUAACAGUAACUGAUAUGGCUGCAGAGGAAAAUCAGAGUGAGAGAACGAUUGACGCUACUGAAAUCAUACACGAUAAACUCAAAAGUGAAGAGCUAACCAAGAGGGAAAACCAACAGAUCAUGGAGGAAAAGGAAGGUGCCAAAAAUGGUGACCUAGUAACCCUUGUUGAAGAAACAACUAAAGAGUGUCAGGAAAAGCAUGAGCUGAAGGCUGAGGAAAGUCUAGGAGAUGAGGGAACACACAAAGACAUUCAAAAUGAAGAGUUAUACAAGGAAGUUGAAAAGGCUGAUGGAGAUGAAAAGCAGAUGGAUACUGAAAGAAUCAUUGAGCACCUUCACCUAGCUGCUGCUGACAAUGAGACUAUGAAGGAGUCCUUUCUGGAUGAAGCAGGAUCGGAGUUGCACGUUGAAAAUCAGAUCUGUGAGACAGCUUUUGGAAAUGAUGGCAGAACAGAAGCUGCAAAUGUAAAAGAAGAGGAAAUGGAUGUAGAGAUAUCACAAAAAGAAGUCCCCACGGAUCUUGUAGAAGCCAAUGAAGCCACCCGAGACAUUCAUGAGGAGGAGGAAACCUCUAAAACCACUACCGAGCACAUUGAAGAGCAUGUUAAAGAAGUGGAAAUAGAAGUUGAUGAACAUCCUUCUGCACCAAAGACAACAGAAAACACAUGCUCGCAAAAAGAAGAGACUAAAGAGCAGGAAGUAUGUGGUUCGGGAGUUGAAUGCAGCACAGACAUGCAGAAGAACGGUUCAAAUGAAUUCAAAGAGGAAGAAGGCAGGACACCAGAUGAAGAUUCAACACUACAGCCUCGAGGAUACGAAAACAAGAUAAAAGAUAAAGAAUAUCUACCAGAAAGUAACAAGAUGACAGAAAUAACAGAAACAGGAGCAUUUGAAAAAACCUCCGAUCUCAGGGCUGAGACAAGUGAAGAGGCUUUCAAAUCUGUGUCAGAAGUUCAUGAACACGAAGUUCUCGCUGAGUCAGAACAUGCUGAAAUAAAAAAAGAAAAGCAUACAGUGGCUGCAUUAACUGAUUUGGUGGCAAGGGAAAAUCAGAAUAAGAAAACAAUUGAUGCAACUGAAGUCGUGCAUGAUGAACUCACAAAUGAAGAGGAACAGCUGACCAAGCAGGACAAACAACAGUUCAAGGAGGAAAAAGAAGAUACCAAGGAUUGUAAUCCAAUAAACCUUGGCGAAGAAACAACUAAAGAAAGCCGCCAAAUAUAUGAUCUGAAGGCUGAAAAAAGUCAGGAAGACAAGAUGGAAAAUGAAAUUCAGAAUGAAGAGGUAAGCAACGAGAGUGGCGAAUACCUUCACCAAACUGCUGUCGAGAUCAACGAGAACUUUCCAGAUGAAGCAUUGGUAGAGAAUGCUGAGGAUAUGGGAACUAAGCUGCAGGUUGAAAACCAUAGCGAUGAGAAAAUUUCUGCAUGUGACAGAACAGAAGCCACAACAAUAACAAACGAGGAAUUUGGCACAGAGAUAUCAGAAAAGGAAAGCCUCCAAGCUCCUGCAGAAGCCUAUGAAACCACACUAGACAUUCAUCAGGGAGAGAGAGACUGUGAUUCAACUUCUGAAAAGCCAAUUCCAAUAGAAGCAGAACCCCAAGAAACCACAGAGAGGAAGAAAGAUGCUCCACAAGUGCUGCUGCAGGAGCCGAUUGUUGAAGCCACGCAGGGUGCUGGAGUAGGAGAAUCGGAACCUGGAAAAGCUACAGGAAUCGUUGAUGCACAAGGAUUCGAGCACAAAGCAGAGAGAAGUAUUGGUGAGGAGAAUAUAAGAGGGAAUGAUGAAGGUACGUCAGCAAAGACUUCUUUAUUUGACAUGAUGCAGAGCUCCACAAGAGAAAGGCAAGUGGGGGGAGACCUGACAGAAGAAACAAGAGCGGAAGGAGAGAAGACAAAAUCAAACGAAGAAAAGGAGGAGGAGGAGGAGGAGGAGGAGGAGGAAGGAGAGGAACACAAAAAGACAGACUCAGGCUCCGAUGCUCCAGUCAUGGUAGAAGCAUCUAGGGAUAUAGUAGAUGUGAAGGUUGCAAGCAAAAAGCACUAUAAUAUACUAUCAGGUGUUGGAUCAAAAGUGAAGAACUCAAUUUCUAAGGUGAAGAAAGCCAUUACAGGCAAGUCUUCUCAUCCAAAACAACAUUCACCAAAAGGAAGCACAAGCAAGACAUAGCAUGGUUUACUUUCGGAAAUAUGUUCAAGGUUCAGGUGUGGGAGCUUUUGUAUAUACAGGAGUUUAUGUUUUCAGAUUCUGGGAAUUUUAAUGUUGUGAGCUUUUGAGAUACAACUCGAAUGUUUGUAGUAGAAGUACAUGAAAAUCUCUGGUUUGAUGUCA
Messenger RNA from Populus euphratica (Euphrates poplar), 12252 nucleotides. RefSeq names its product microtubule-associated protein futsch-like. The transcript is spliced from 24 exons. NCBI's taxonomy places the organism in Eukaryota, Viridiplantae, Streptophyta, Magnoliopsida, Malpighiales, Salicaceae. The coding region runs from base 214 to 12090 and encodes 3958 amino acids. The record is from RefSeq and is a predicted model, not a curated record.